AUGCCUGAUAUUAUAAAAAUACUUAUGAAUUACUAGCAGAAAAAUGUUUACUAUUAAGUAAUGCUUUACCAGGAUGCUCUUCUGAAUUAAUUGUUGAAGAAUUUUUUAAAGUUGUAGAGAAAUGUUGCAGUUACUUUAUAGAUAAAAUGA
This is a messenger RNA of Paramecium pentaurelia, 150 nucleotides long. The record is from the annotation of a GenBank genome assembly. NCBI's taxonomy places the organism in Eukaryota, Ciliophora, Oligohymenophorea, Peniculida, Parameciidae.